Sclerotinia trifoliorum is the source of this 3061-nucleotide messenger RNA. The record is from the annotation of a GenBank genome assembly. Lineage: Eukaryota; Fungi; Ascomycota; Leotiomycetes; Helotiales; Sclerotiniaceae.
CGCUUGGAUCUGAUAUCAUCCUGCCUCGGACAUGCAGGUCCAUCCUCACAUAUUCAUUCCAACUAGUCCCAAGCAUCGUACUUUAUCGUGUUCAACACUGAAACUUUUACAUUCCGUAGUUUCCCGGUGCGCCCGAAUCAAUAAUAUCCCCUUUCCGGCAUCACCCAUUCCGGCCAAUAAAAUUAGCGCAAUUACUUUUGCGUCGUCUUCACUACUCCACUACUACGACAGCUUCAACCAAACUCGGCAUAAUCAAAGAUACACUACCCGAACAAUGUCGACUUCCAAUUUGAAUAAGAAGGCUUUCGAUCCCAUCCAAAGAACUGCUUCUCCAUAUCCUGACAAGAACAGCGUUGCUCCUUCUCAUCUCGUUGCACAACACCAACCUACAAACAAUUAUCAUUCCUCAUCACUCUCCACUCUCAAAAUGGUCUCUACACAUCCAAGCGUCAAUCGCACAUGUUAGUAUACUCCUCUUCAAUACUUCUACUGCUUCAUACUUGCCACUUUCGAUGUGGCUUCCCAUGUUCAAUUCAGCGUGGACAAUCAGCAUGAACGUCGCCAUGCUUUUCACCUCAACAGCCCCAUACACAUUCCUUAACUCCCAACACUACGAUAAAGCUCCAUUAUAGCUUCGAUAGAUCUACAGUUUGCUAACAUUCUUCUUUCUAGCACUGCAUCCUAGCGGUGUACAACCACAAGCUGAGCACACCGAGCUUGAGGAGGAACUCCACGAGAAGGCACAUAUCGAUUAUGAUCGUGUAGCUAUUGUAUGCAUUCAGCACCUUUGUCAAGGCCUCCAGUUUCUAACCCAAUUCUUUUUCUAGGUUCCUAACCCCAGCGUCGCUGCCCUCUACGAAGAUGCUCUUGUUUACGAAACUGGUUCUGCCAUCACAUCUACCGGCGCCCUUACUGCAUACUCUGGAGCUAAGACGGGUCGUUCACCCUUGGACAAGAGAAUUGUCAAAGAACCAUCAUCUGAAAAUGAUAUUUGGUGGGGACCGGUCAAUAAGCCUAUGACUCCUGAAGUAAGAAGAUAAUCUCCUGUUUCCUUUUCUCUAUUGUAUCCUUUUCUUUUGCAUUGCAUACAAUCCGUUUUCAGCGGAGGGAAACUACAUUUUGGUUUCAAAGAUUUUCUAUGAAUUUCGAAAGCAGCAACCCAAUUCCUCAAUGCUUUUGAGCAUAUUUUUACACAUCCACAACUUUUUUUAAUUUCCCAAAUUCAUGUCUCGCUCUCUUCAAACAAACUUUCCCCGCACAUUUCUACGUCAUAAGUUAUUGAACAUCCUCGGGUUUAUUUUAUUCCUUUUCCUUCCCCAAGCGAAUUGCGGGGUGCAUAUAGAACUAAACCGAUAUUAUCCGGGUCUCGCUGCUAUUAAGCUAAUCCUCCCCCUUUUCGAGUCGUGUGCGAGCAUUGUCCGAUAAAUAUUUUAAUGUUUGAAGGUCAAUCGACUAACAUCAGUACUAGGUAUGGAGAAUCAACCGUGAACGUGCAAUUGAUUAUUUAAAUACAAGAAAUCGUAUUUAUGUUGUCGAUGGCUUCGCAGGAUGGGAUGAAAAAUACAGAAUCAAGGUUCGAGUCGUAUGCGCACGUGCAUACCACGCUCUCUUCAUGCGCAAUAUGCUCAUUAGACCUAAUCGUAAAGACCUCGAACAUUUCCACCCAGAUUAUACUAUUUACAACGCAGGAUCUUUCCCUGCUAAUAGAUAUACCGAGGGUAUGACUUCAGGUACUUCAGUUGCUAUCAACUUUGCCGAACAAGAGAUGGUUAUCCUAGGUACCGAAUAUGCUGGCGAGAUGAAGAAGGGUGUUUUCACAGUCCUUUUCUACGAGAUGCCUGUUAAGCAUAAUGUUCUUACUCUCCACUCGUCGGCCAAUGAAGGUAAAGACGGGGACGUUACUGUCUUCUUUGGUCUCUCGGGUACAGGUAAAACAACACUUUCAGCAGAUCCUAAUCGUGCCUUGAUUGGUGACGAUGAGCACUGUUGGAGCGAACGUGGUGUUUUCAACAUCGAGGGUGGUGUAAGUAGUUCAAUUCCUGUAUUGAUUUAUGGCACACUAACAAUCUGCAGUGCUACGCUAAGUGCAUUGGCCUGUCAGCCGAGAAGGAGCCUGAUAUUUUCGGUGCUAUCCAAUUUGGCUCUGUUCUUGAGAACGUUGUCUUUGACCCAACUACUCGUCUGGUUGAUUAUGACGACUCAACCUUGACUGAAAACACCCGCUGCGCAUAUCCCAUCGAGUACAUUUCCAACGCUAAGAUUCCUUGUCUCUCGACAAACCACCCAAGCAAUAUCAUUCUUCUUACAUGUGAUGCUCGUGGUGUCCUCCCACCAAUUUCUAAACUCAACUCUGCCCAAACCAUGUUCCACUUCAUCUCCGGUUAUACCUCAAAGAUGGCUGGUACGGAAGAUGGUGUCACAGAGCCACAAGCUACCUUUUCGUCGUGCUUCGCUCAACCAUUCUUGGCUCUACACCCAAUGCGUUAUGCUAAGAUGUUAGCUGAGAAGAUUGAACACCACAAGGCUAAUGCUUGGUUGUUGAACACUGGAUGGGUUGGAGCUGGUGCUACCACUGGUGGCAAGCGUUGCCCGUAAGUACACAUUAAAUUUUCACUGAAACAAUGAAUACUAACAUGUGACAGAUUGAAAUAUACUCGUGCUAUUCUUGAUGCAAUUCACUCUGGGGAACUUGCAAAAGUCGAGUAUGAAAAUUACGAGACAUUCAACCUUCAAGUACCAAAAUCUUGCAGCAAUGUCCCAUCGGAAUUGUUGAACCCCAAAAAUGCAUGGAGCCAAGGAGAUGACAGUUUCAGAGCCGAGGUCAACAAACUUGGUGGUCUCUUUGUUGAAAAUUUUAAGAAAUACCAGUCGGAAGCUACUGAUGAUGUUGUUGCGGCAGGGCCAGCGGUUAAGGUCUAGGGUGUGUAAUAAAGAAGGGGUUCUAAUUAUGGGUUAUGGAAACAUCGGCCGGCGUUCUUAUUUAUUGUGGUGUACCUUGUGGUUAUCAUACGCAUCAUCAGCAUGGAGAUUGAGUCAAUGAAUAAACAAAAUUCACAAUUAU